Thyridium curvatum is the source of this 2157-nucleotide messenger RNA. RefSeq lists its product as uncharacterized. Bases 1 to 2157 code for a protein of 718 amino acids. The record is from RefSeq and is a predicted model, not a curated record. Gene Ontology annotation, molecular function: GTPase activity; microtubule binding; GTP binding. Gene Ontology annotation, cellular component: membrane; microtubule; cytoplasm. The transcript has 3 exons. NCBI's taxonomy places the organism in Eukaryota, Fungi, Ascomycota, Sordariomycetes, Thyridiales, Thyridiaceae.
AUGGUAUCCGUCAACCUCCAGUCGAAGGAUCAUCGUGACCUACUCGACAUUAUCGACAGGCUCCGUGCCAAGGGCCUCAGCAGAGACAUUGCCCUCCCGGAAAUCAUCGUCUGCGGUGACCAGAGUGCCGGGAAGAGCUCGGUGCUGGAAGCCAUCUCUGGUAUAUCGUUUCCCACCAAAAGCACUCUCUGCACCCAGUUCGCCACUGAGCUUGUCCUCCGCCGAUAUGCGACGGCUGGCGUCAAGGUGUCGAUUACGCCCGGCCCGGACAGGUCUGCUCAGGAGAAAAAACGACUUGCCCAAUUCAACUACGAUGUCGACAUCAAGCAUCCCGACCUGCGACUUGCGAUCGAAGCAGCAAGGGUCGCCAUGGGCCUCUCUGAGAGCGACUUUGCGACCGACACUCUGCGCGUCGAGUUGAGCGGGCCGAAUCAGCCGCACCUAACCUUGGUCGACCUCCCCGGGCUCUAUCGAGCAUCUGACAAGGAUCAGACUGCCGGUGGCGCCGCCAUUGUGAAGAAGAUGGUCCGGGGCUACAUGAAACGCCCAAGGAGCAUCAUCCUCGCAGUCGUCUCGGCGAAGAGCGAGUUCGUCCUCCAGGAUGUGACUGAACUGGCUCGGGAAGUCGAUCCCCGAGGCCUGCGAACCCUUGGCCUGAUCACCAAACCGGACCUUCUCGAGAGGGGGUCAGAGAGCGAAUCAAGCUAUGUGGAGAUGGCUCGAAACGAAAACGUUGUGCUAAAACUGGGCUGGCAUGUGCUGAAAAACCGCAACUUCGAGAUGCGGGAUGCCUCAUCGAGCGAGCGUGACAGAGCCGAGGAAAAGUACCUCUCCGAGGGCCUUUGGGCGUCCGUUGAUCCAGCAUGUCUUGGAAUCCACGCUCUCAGACCGCGGCUCAGCGAGGUCCUCAAACAGCAGAUUCUGCGGCAGCUUCCUAGCCUAGUCGAGGACGUCGAAGCCCGCAUACUUGACUGUCAGCACCAUCUCGCACGCCUCGGAGCUUCGAGAGGAAGUCUGGCCGAGCAGCGUAGGUAUCUCCACCAUAUCGGCGAGCAGUUCUCAAUGCUCAUCAGAGCUUCGCUCGACGGCAGCUACAAUGAUCCGUUUUUCGGAAGCGCAGAACAAGAGGACGGAUAUCAAAAGCGCGUCAGAGCAGUGGUUCAGAACAGGCUGGCCCAGUUUGCUGAAGACAUGCGGCUUCAUGGGGAAAACCGUGUCAUCUUGGAGGAACCCAACAAAUCUGCGCUUCAAAAAGGUCAAAUAUGCCGUUCGGACUACUUGGAACACGUCAAGGAUCUCAUGCGUCGGAACCGAGGAACGGAACUCCCAGGAACCUUCAAUCCUUUGCUCGUAGGUCAGCUGUUUGCGGAGCAAUGCAAGCCCUGGAAGAUGAUCGCUUUGGCCGUCAAGGACUCGAUCCUCGAGACGGUUCACCGCGCGAUCGAAACCAUACUCGAACACCUCGUCGUCGACGAGAUCGCAGACAAUCUAAUCCGCCUUGUGUGUGGCACGCUGCACAGGGUGGAAAAGGAACUUGACGACAAAGUCCACGAACUGCUCGAGCCGCACUCGAGCUUUCAUCCGAUCACGUAUAACCACUAUUUGACGGACAAUGUGCAGAAGGCUCAAGCACGCAGGAUCCAACGACAAUUUGAACAAAUCUUUACCAAUCAUUUUGAUGACAAAAUCGACGCCCGCACUAUUCUGGCAGCAUUUACAAAGAGGAUUGAGGUUGAUCCCGAGAGAUCUGGGUGUGAGUCUGCCAUUGACUACAUGCAGGCCUACUAUAAGGUUGCUAUCAAAAGGUUCAUUGACGACAUCGGCGUUCUGGCUAUCGAGGCUUGUCUUCUACGCAAGCUGCCCUCCCUAUUUGAUGCCGCAACCGUCUACGAUCUCACAGACGACGAUGUCCGAAGUCUCGCAGCUGAGAGCGAAGAGACCACUCGCACGCGGGCGCAGUAUCAAGAAAAGCUCAAUGUCCUCGAGGAAGGCCUGCACGAUCUCAAAAGGCUGAACCAGCAUCACUCCACCAGGGAGCCAGGGAGCGAGGGCGUGUCAUCGGAAACAAGUGAGGUGAAUGGGAAGUUUGUCUCUGGAACGAGCUCCGAGUCAGAACCUGUGGAUGAGAUGCCUGCAGAGGACGAAGUUCAGUUUUGA